This is a messenger RNA of Kogia breviceps (pygmy sperm whale), 3270 nucleotides long. The record is from RefSeq and is a predicted model, not a curated record. Lineage: Eukaryota; Metazoa; Chordata; Mammalia; Artiodactyla; Physeteridae.
UGCAUGCCUGUGACGGUCCAGCCAGCAAUAAGCUCUGGGAAAGAAGUGGUGACAAAAUCAAGUCCCUGUUCCCAGCAGCUCAUAAACAAGGGUGAGGUGGCUGGAGCCAAAUGGGCGAAGAAACAUAUAUGUCAGGAGUGGUUUCCUAGAAAGAUGACAACUGCCACCAUUCACAGGAUCUUCCAAGAUGAGGAGGUCCUCUGGCCCCAAGGCUUGGCACAAAAGAAAUGGAUGGCCUGUGGCUGGCUGGGCACACACUGUCUUAUGCUCAGUAACUUGUCUGGGAGCUCCGGUGUCCUGAGCCUUCUGUUUGCUCUUAAUCAGGAAGAUGGGCAUCAUUCCAUAGCAGUUUGCAAAUGGGACUCGGAAAGCGUGUUGCGGAACAAACAGAACUAUGCCUGUUUCCCAAAUGAUGAAGCUCCCAGGCUCGGAAGGAAACCCCUUCGGUUGUGUGCGAGGACCUUUUCUGCUCCCUGGGGUCCAAGGAAGUGGAGCUCUGGGCCUCAGGUCACCAUGGCACUGCCGAGACCGGCUCUUCACUCGUCUUGGUCCCUGGGGGGCAGCGGCGCCAUCGAGUCCUGGUGCAGCCCCCAGGUCUUCAUGCCCUGUCCCUGCGGGCAGUCGUGGCCAUCCCACCCCGACGCGACUCCUCCCCCUUUGCCGAGACCACCACUGGCACAGUCGACUCCCCUUUUCAACUCAAGCCGCCACUCUCAUCCCCGCUUCCCUCUGGAACCAACAGAUGGCUCCCUCUCCCCCGCCUCAGGGGCCUAAAACAUAACAGCUCUUUACUUGCGGAGUUGGGGUGGGUAGGUGAGAGAGUGCACCCUUUCAGAAACCCCAAAAUGACCUCUGCUUCCGAGAAUGGGAAGCGGGGAAGGAGAAAGAAGAAACUCUAUUCUUCCUUUGGGCAUUCAGAGCAAAAGCAUUAGCGAAUGCCACUUCUACCCCACACCCACACGGCUGAAACCAAACCAAAGACCAAUUUUUUGGUUGUACUAAAUUGCUCACCUUGUUACAUUAGCCUCAUUUCACAGACAAAGAAACCGAGGCUUAGAGGGUUUAGUUACUUCAACUGCCACUUGGCCUUGGGUCAGAGUUUGCAGAGAUACCUGCCUCACCAUUUGCAUACUCGGUGGGACCAGUGUCAGGUUGUGGGCACUGCCCCAAACUGCGUCCGCUCGGCUCUAAGCAGUUACUCACCUGCUGGGACACACCCUCCAUUACAACUUUAGCCACAACCAGCAAACGGGUAGGACUUGACCAAGAGACAAUUACAUUCCAGCCACUGAAGGCAGAACUAGCUAAGCCUCCUUCAGGAAUGCAUCACCAUGGCUUAGGACUCUACAGCUUAGGUGUGCUUGAUAUUGAUCACCUCUCUUGGACCAGACACCCUGCUCACAGUUUUACGUAUAUUAUCAUAUCAUCCCCACAAGAAUCCUACUAUUAUCUUUGCUCUCCAGAUAAGGAAAAGGUUGCUAAGAGCUCUGAGUAACUUUCCCAAGUCCUGUAAUAAGCUGGUUGGCUAAGUGGGAUAUGAGCCUGAAUCUCCUAAUUUUAAUCCCCUGUUCUUCCCAUAAUGUAUCAGUGAAGAUAACUGGGAAAUUUCAUUUUUCAGAGAAAUAAAAGCAAGAGAGGGGAAUGCCAAUGUUCACUCCUUCCAUUUGUGGUGACACACGGGUAGACAGUGGACCACAGGGAAAGCAAUCAGACGUUUCAGUCUCAGGAACUCAGAGAUGGGAGAGCAGCCACUACAGUGGUUAUUCCACAAAGGACCAGCAGGUAGCACCAUUGCACAACAGCUGCGUACCCAACAGCUCAACUCAGACCAGAAUGGGAGGAUGCAGCCCGGAGGAGUGGCCUGCUUUUCAUUAAGUCACUCGAAUGACCUGACGAGGGAGUUUGGAGACAAGAUACACAGAGGGAAGACCCUAUGAAGACAUAGGGAGAAGACAGCCAUCUGCAAGCCAAGGAGAGAGGCCUCAGGAGAAACCAACCCUGCUGACACCUUGAUCUUGGACUUCUAGCCUCCAGAACGUUAUUGAAGGCCUAGCAGAGACCUCACCUGCCUCUGACGUGGCUGUGUCUGCCCUGACCGCUGGUGCCGGAAGGCUCUCUCUUUCAUCCCGCAGGCCCCUGCUCCUCUCCCUGGCCUCAGCUGGAUGGACCAGGGGACGCUUCAUGGGCCUCUGGGGCCUGGCACAGAAACACGUGCCCGCCAGAGAGUGUGGGAUGGAGAAGUGAGAUUGAGCCAUUAGGUGACCGUGACUGAUGCCUGGACAGAGGACCACGUGGAGCCCAGAGCCACUUGUCAGUCAACAUUGGGAGAUAGGGGUACAGAGGCUGUGGGUAAACUGAGAGAGGUGGUGAGCAGAGGCAGGAGAGUGAGGAGGAUGGAUGGGGUGAGGGGGCAGAGAGAGACCCGAUUCUUGUCCUCAUUUGUGAGACCCCCAAGGAGGCCUUGCAGCAAACCUUCCCUUUACUGGAGCCCACUUGCUGGGGCCUCUGUUCCUGCCAACAGAAGAGCUAGUUCACAUCUCCUGGACUGGACCUUGAGCACCUCGAGGGCAGAUGCUGUGUCUCAUUCAGCUUUUAUUCCCCGCAGCACAUACCACGGGAGCAAGGCAGGGAGCGUGCAUAAGGGAACCGGCGCUACCGGCCUGCCUCGAAAACACGGUGUGUUUGAGCUUUAAUGCCGAGUGUGUGCAACGCAAGCCUGGGUAAGGAGUUAUUCAAAACCCAUGGGCACUUCACACCCACCAGGAGGGCCAUAAUCAAAAAGAUGACAGUACCAAGUGUUGUUAAGGAUGUGGAGAGAUCAGAACCCUCAUAUGCUGCUCCCGGGAAUGUAAAAUGGUGCGCCAGCUGUGGGAAACAGUCUGGCAGUUGCUCAAAAUGUUAAACAUAGAGUCAUCGUAUGACCCAGCAGUUGUACUCAAGAAAAAUGAAAACAUACAUCCGUCCAAAAACUUGUACAUGGAUAUGCAUAGCACCAUUAUUUAUAAUGGCCUCAAAUUAGAAACAACCCAAAUGUCCAUCAGCUGAUGAAUGAAUAAACAAAACGUGGUGUGUCCAUACAAUGGCUUCUUAUUUCAGAAUAAAAAGGGAUGAAGUACCGAUACAUACUACAACAUGGAUGGACCUUGAAAACACUGAGCUAAGUGAAUAUGCCAGUCGCAAAAGACCACACUUGCUUCCAUUUAUAUGAAAUGUCUAGAAUAGGAAAAUCCAUAGAGAUAGAAAGUAGAUUAGCGGUUGCCAGGACCUGGG